GUCCAAGAUGUCUUACCAAAUUCGAGCGGUCUCUCUGCUCGUCCUUGCCCUCGUCCUGCUCACAGUGUCCUUUUCGGAGGCAGGUUUUCGGCGUCGCGCCUUACCUGCAGGAGUAAGGGAAGCCGCAGGCUCCGCGAAUAAGUUUAACUCUCGGAUCGUAGGAGGAGAAUUAUCUGAUGUGUCAGCAGCACCCUACCAAAUUUCCCUACAGAAUGCCAUAGGUAACCAUGUCUGCGGUGGUGCCAUCAUUGCUGAUCAAUGGGUCGUCACCGCCGCCAGUUGUGUGGCUGGUUUGAGGACGAACAACAUAAAGGUGGUGACCACCACAUACAAUGACUGGGGUGACGCUGGCUGGGAAUACUCCGUGGAGAAGGUGGUGUCGCAUUGCAACUUCGACAAGCCACUGUUCCACAAUGACAUUGCCCUGAUCAAGACCCAUGCCCUGUUUGACUACGAUGAGGUGACCCAGAACAUAACCACUACACCGCUGGAGGAUCUGGUCGAGGGUGAAACCCUAACCAUGUACGGAUGGGGUAGCACUGAGAUUGGUUCGGACUAUGCCUGGCAGCUGCGUCAGUUGGAUUUGACCUAUGUGCCGACGGAUAAGUGCAAUGCCACCUUUGGUGGCGUUGGGGAGCUGGACGUGGGUCAUCUUUGCGCUGUGGGACGAGUGGGAGCCGGAGCCUGUCAUGGCGAUUCCGGCGGAGCUCUGGUGGAUGCCAAGGGACGACUGGUGGGUGUUGGCAACUGGGGCGUACCCUGCGGCUAUGGUUUCCCCGAUGUCUUUGCCCGACUGAGCUUCUACGACAGUUGGAUUAAAUCUACGAUUAAUGGAUGUACCAUUUCCUAAACAAUAAAAUCACGUGAAAUUUUG
Messenger RNA from Drosophila serrata, 874 nucleotides. RefSeq names its product chymotrypsin-2. Gene Ontology annotation, molecular function: serine-type endopeptidase activity. The record is from RefSeq and is a predicted model, not a curated record. Lineage: Eukaryota; Metazoa; Arthropoda; Insecta; Diptera; Drosophilidae. Gene Ontology annotation, biological process: proteolysis.